CAGUGACAGGAAACGCCAUACUUCCCUCCACGUGAGCCCAGAGCUUGCAUUCCAGCCCUCGGGCAUCCAUAUGGACCGGCUGGAGGACCAGAAGGAAGUCUGGACCUGUCACUGGAGUCAGAGAAAGUAGGGCUGGUAGUGACGGCCUCCAUCAGUAUGAUGCUAGCCUUCCUACCAUGGACACAGAGAUGAUGCCCAAGUUCUCCUCAAAAGAUGAAGAAAUUGAGUACUGGAAAAAUCUGUCCAUAAAGUACAAGCAAAGUUGCCAUGACGCCCAGGAGGAGCUGCUGGAGUUCCAGGAGGGCAGCCGGGAGCUGGAGGCCGAGCUGGAGGCCCAGCUGGGUCAGGCAGAGCACCGCAUCCGCGACCUGCAGGCUGAGAACCAGAGGCUCAAGAACGAAGUGGAGUCCCUGAAGGAGAAACUGGAGCAGCAGUAUGCCCAGAGCUACAAGCAGAUCUCCAUGCUGGAGGACGACCUGGUACAGACUCGCGGCAUCAAGGAGCAGCUGCACAAAUACGUCAGGGAGCUGGAGCAGGCCAAUGAUGACCUGGAGAGGGCCAAGAGGGCCACCAUCGUGUCCCUAGAGGACUUUGAGCAGCGGCUGAACCAGGCCAUCGAGAGGAACGCCUUUCUGGAGAGCGAACUGGACGAGAAGGAGUCGCUGCUGGUGUCCGUGCAGAGGCUGAAGGACGAGGCCAGAGACCUGAGACAGGAGCUGGCUGUUCGGGAGAGGACGACUGACACCACGCGCAUGUCCGCUCCCAGCUCGCCCACGCUGGACAUUGAUAAGAUGGACACAGCAGUGCAGGCCUCCCUGUCCCUACCAGCCACCCCAGUUGGGAAGAACAUUGAGCACCCCUUCAUCACGCAGAAAGUGUUGACCAAUGGGAACUUGACAAAUGGAAACUCAGCCCUGACCCCCUCUGCCAGAAUCUCAGCUCUCAACAUCGUUGGAGACCUCUUACGAAAAGUCGGGGCAUUGGAGUCCAAACUAGCCGCCUGUCGGAACUUUGCCAAGGACCAGACGGCGAGGAAAAACUACACAGGAAAUGGGAAUCUGAUCAACAGCAACGCUACCAAGUUCUCGCAUUCACUGCACACAACGUACUUCGACAAAACGACCAUGAACGGUUUGGACCCCAGCUCCCUGACGACCAUGGCCCCCCCACGGACGGUGUCUCCGCCCGGCAUGCUGCCCCUCAGUGUGUGAGAGACCCAUCAUGCCCCUCCCCCUUCCAUAGCAGAUGAACAGAGCACGGAGAGGACUCAUGAAAGAGUGCAAAAUUGGUGUUGUGGAUAAAGACAUGAGAGAGAGAGGGCGAUGGUCGAGAGAGCUUGUGUGUGCUUAAAAUGAAACUGAUCAUGGCCAGUAAGUGUGCGCGUGUGUGUGUGUGUGUGUGUGUGUGUGUGUGUGUGUGUGUGUGUGGAGAAAGAAUGCAGCAAGGACUGUGCAGCACUGCGGUGUGAUAUGUUUGUGAGCGUGUGUGUGUUGGAAGCAGAUGGCGUUCCCAAUGUUUGCCUGGCAGGUUCAUGUCAGGUGUAACAUGUGAAUGUGCAAGUGAAUGUGUGGCUGGCUUCACCACAGCUCAAGUGGAUUUUCAGCAGCUGGCGGCUCCUCUCGCACAAACCAACUCCACGUGACAAAGGUCUUCGGCUUGGACUGCAACAGCUGCAUUUUGUUUUCUUUUUUGGCAUUUGAAUGUGUUGCACAGAUAAAAGAAAUGUAUUUAAAAUUUGUCAGAAAAAGGGAUUUUUUUUUUUUUUUUGAAGUUCAUUAUACUGUAUGCUUUUCAAUGCAAAGAGAGUGUGUGUGUGUGUGUGUGUGUGUGUGUGUGGUAUGUGAUGGACCCUCCUCACAGCCACACAAGUGACUGAAAUGACACAGGACAGCUGUUAGCACAGCCAGGUUGUCUCUGAGCAGCAGUUGUCCAAAGAGAGCAAGCAAGAGUUUUUGGAGCAGAUGGUCUAGCUGAAGUAUGGCCGAAAGACCUCCUGACGUUUAACAGCCCGGAAUAAUCUCCUGCACCAAACAGCACACACUCUGUCAGCAUUAUCGGUUUAUGGUCAUCACCGUCUUGUGCACCACUAUCAUCUGAACAGGAGUGAGUAAUCCAGGGCGUUGCAUGUGGUGAGGUUUGCAGUCAUCUUGUGACACGUCAAGUACUGUUAUCAACGAGGGCACGUUCUGCUUUUCUUUUUUCUUUUUUUUUAGGUCAAACUAAAUCAUAGAGCUUGUUCUGUUUAGAAAAAGAAUAACUUUGCGUUUUGCCGAGUGAAUGUCUUUCUGACGUGAAAGAGUCUCACCCCUCCACGUGCCUCUGUUUGAACAUGUUAAUUUUGUCGAGCAGUUCAUUCUGCUCUUUCCAGUUUUUCCAUUUGGAUUUACACCAUGGUGCUGUCUCUCCUGGUUUCCACGUUUGUCGCCCCCUUACCCACCAGCCUUUGGAGUUAAGGAGCACUUAAGUCAGGGUGUGGUUUUUAUUUAUUGUUUUUUGCUCCCUUUACCCUGUCCUUGUAAAUUCACCGCUAAGUUAUUGAGCACUAUCGUGGCCUGUGGCUAUGGCCUGUGUAUAUAGGUUUGUAAGCGUUGUCAGGUUUGUAAAUACCAUCUCUGGACUCUGGACAUCUGCGUUAAUUUAUUUCAGAUUCUCUAUGGCAUGUUAUGAAGAUGAGUGACCUUUUAUGAAUUGUACUUUCGUUAAAAAUCAUAUCUAUCAUGAUGUAGAAGCGGUUGUCUAAUAUGUUCGAAUAAAAGUGGAAAAUAUUUAAAACGUCA
This is a messenger RNA of Alosa alosa (allis shad), 2777 nucleotides long. RefSeq names its product nudE neurodevelopment protein 1-like 1b (gene ndel1b). Gene Ontology annotation, biological process: chromosome segregation; cell migration; microtubule nucleation. Gene Ontology annotation, molecular function: microtubule binding. Gene Ontology annotation, cellular component: kinetochore; kinesin complex; centrosome. Bases 177 to 1211 code for a protein of 344 amino acids. Lineage: Eukaryota; Metazoa; Chordata; Actinopteri; Clupeiformes; Clupeidae. The record is from RefSeq and is a predicted model, not a curated record. The transcript has 9 exons.